AUGGCGGCGAGACGAACCUUUCAGGAUCAGUACGGCCAACGCAUCCCGUUCGGGAAGCCUAUGUUGGAGGCUUUCUGCAUGGAUCCAGGAUACAUCAACCUCAAUGCAACAUCUUGUGGAUCGUGGCCCAAGGCUGUCAGUGACAAACUGAAAGACCUCUGGGCCCAGCUAGAGGCUCAACCCGACUUGUUCUCGGGAUUCUCGCAGGGCCCUGUUCUGCAGGAGGCACGCCUCGGUAUCGCCCAGUUGGUUCACGCUGCCGUCUCCGAGUGCGUCCUCAUCUCCAACGCCACCACGGGCAUCUUCACAGUUCUCUAUAACUACCCCUUUGAGGCGGGGGACGUCGUCCUGACCCUGUCGACCACCUAUGGUGCCAUCGACAAUGCCAUUACUUCUCUGGCCGAGACGCGGCCCCUGCAGGCGCGCAAGGUCGAAUUCGAGUUUCCCACCACGCAUCAGGACAUCGUGUCCCGCUUCGAGGCUGCCAUCGCCCAGAUCAAAGCUGAGGGACUACGUCCUCGGCUAGCCGUUCUGGAGACGGUGGUUAGCAUCCCAGCCGUGCGGAUGCCCUUCGAGGAGCUGGUGCGCGUGUGUCAGAGGGAAGGCGUCAUGACCUUGGUCGACGGAGCUCACAGCGUCGGCCAGUUCGAGGUCAAUCUCGAUGAGCUGCAGCCAGAUUUUUUCACUGCCGAGUGCCACAAGUGGCUAUUUGUUCCUCGACCGUGUGCUUUUUUGUAUGUAGCACAGCGGAACCAGCACUUGUUCCGCUCCACGAUCCCGACGUCUUUCGGCUUCAUUCCCAGAGGGGGUCAGUCUACCCUGCCUUUGUGGUCCCAAAUGGUCAGCGCAGACCCGGCGACAUCUCCGUUUGAGACCCUGUUCGCCUACACGGCCACGAGUGACAACAUGCCGCACAUGUGCAUACCGACCGCGCUCCGCUUCAGGCAGGACAUAUGCGGUGGCGAGGUCGCCAUCUACGAGUAUGUGCGUUGGCUCGCCAAAGAAGGAGGAGACAGAGUCGCCAGUAUCCUAGAGACCGAGGUGCUAGAGGAACCUGAUAUAGCACUCGGAGCUCACAGUCAGAUGAGGAACUGCGGCAUUGCAACAGUUCGACUGCCCCUGAGGAUUGCUACUGGGGAUUCUCAUUCAGCUGCCUCGGUCAAAAUUUCGCAGACCCAUGCCCUUCUAGCCGAAGAACAGGUUGGGCCGGCGGUGCGGUACUUGACUAAAUGUCUAUCCGACACCUACAGAACGUGGCUACCGUUUAUUGAUUACAAGGGCUGGAUAUGGGCUAGAAUUUGCGCACAGAUAUACUUAGAAGUCAGUGACUUUGAGUUUGUCGGCCAUGCUCUCAAGAUACUUUGCGAGAAGAUCGCUAAGGGAGAGGUCGGACCGGAGAGCCAGUCGAAUCAAUAG
This is a messenger RNA of Daldinia vernicosa, 1416 nucleotides long. Its product is annotated as pyridoxal phosphate-dependent transferase. Lineage: Eukaryota; Fungi; Ascomycota; Sordariomycetes; Xylariales; Hypoxylaceae. The coding region runs from base 1 to 1416 and encodes 471 amino acids. The record is from RefSeq and is a predicted model, not a curated record. The transcript is spliced from 3 exons.